GAAGUGGCUACGAAUUGUCAAAAAUGAAUUAGUUUACUAUGAAUUUGUUUACAUUUUUUAGUUGUAUGACAAAUGCCACGCAAUUGUGACAAGUGUUAAAUGUACAUUUAAUCUAUAGAUAAAUUUGAUAACAUACAUAUAUAAACUGUCCAACAUUGAACAAACGAAUAAUAUCGAAAGAAAAAAUUAACAAUGGCUAAUAAUCAAGUGUUAAAUGAAAAAAAUGAUAUAAGCGAUGAUACAAAGGUUGCUCUAAUAACCGGCAUAACAGGACAGGAUGGUUCUUAUUUGGCUGAAUUUUUGCUUGAGAAAGGAUAUAUAGUGCACGGCAUUAUACGAAGAGCAAGUACAUUCAAUACGAGUCGUAUUGAACAUUUGUAUGCUGAUCCGAGCAGUCAUCGCGAAGGAAGGAUGAAGUUACACUAUGGUGACAUGACGGAUUCUAGUAGUUUGAUCAAAAUUAUAUCAGCCAUUCGACCGAAUGAAAUUUACAAUUUAGCUGCACAAAGCCAUGUAAAGGUGUCUUUCGAUCUCAGUGAGUACACAGCUGAAGUUGAUGCCGUUGGUACACUUCGACUGCUAGACGCAAUUAGAACGUGUGGCUUGGAGAAAAAAGUAAAGUUUUAUCAAGCAAGUACGUCUGAACUUUAUGGAAAAGUAGUGGAAACACCUCAAAAUGAGAAAACACCAUUUUAUCCGCGAUCACCUUACGCUUGUGCCAAAAUGUAUGGUUUUUGGAUUGUUAUCAAUUAUCGUGAAGCGUAUCAAAUGUUCGCAUGUAAUGGUAUUUUAUUUAAUCAUGAAUCGCCUAGGCGCGGUGAGAAUUUCGUAACACGAAAAAUAACGCGGUCAGUAGCCAAGAUUUCGUUGAAUCAAAUCGAAUAUUUUGAGUUGGGAAAUUUGGAUUCGCAACGUGAUUGGGGCCAUGCAAAAGACUAUGUUGAAGCAAUGUGGUUGAUGUUACAGCAAAAAGAGCCACAAGACUUUGUUGUGGCAACAGGUGAAACGCACAGUGUCCGUGAAUUUGUCGAAGCUUCAUUCGGUGUAAUUGGACGAAAAAUUCUAUGGCGCGGAGAGGGAGUGAAUGAAGUAGGUGUUGAGGCUGGUACGGAUAUUGUACGUGUUAGAAUAAACCCAAAGUAUUUUCGUCCAACUGAAGUUGAUUUACUUCUUGGAGAUGCAUCAAAGGCACGCCAAGAACUUGGUUGGAAGCCAAAAGUUUCAUUCUUAGAUCUAAUUAAGGAUAUGGUUGCCUCUGACAUUGAACUGAUGAAAAAAAAUCCAGUCGCUUGAAGAAUUACUACAAGCACUGACAACUUAUAUUUUGACCUUUAAACAGAAGAAACUUUUUCAGAUUUAUCACUUUUAUUAUGUAAACAACAUAUAUAUCGAUCAAAAGAAAGAUUUGGGACUGAACUUUCAGCUCUCUUAAAUCUCAACUUGUUUUUAAAAAAGUGACCUAAAGCUGGCUAAAUUAGUAGUAACAGAAUAAUGAUUUUAAUACAGACUUUAUUCUAGCACUAAUUUUUAAUUCGCUUGCCAGUCAACUAUUUUGUCACGAAAUAGUCAGUCAUUUUCUUGCACAUUCAAAUAGCUUAUUGCCAUUCCGAUACACAUUUGAUUGAAUAACUGCUCUUUUUACCUAAAACGCACAUUUUUAAUGCAAAAUAUUCAGGGAUAUUUUUAUAAGCUAAUUAUAUGAUCCCUAAAUGCGUUCAAUUUUCGUAAACAGUUAUAUGUUGUUAUAUAAUAGAAAUUGGUGGUGACAGUAGU
Molecule: messenger RNA, 1773 nt
Organism: Contarinia nasturtii (swede midge)
Lineage: Eukaryota; Metazoa; Arthropoda; Insecta; Diptera; Cecidomyiidae
Gene: Gmd
Product: GDP-mannose 4,6 dehydratase
Exons: 4
Coding region: 193-1293 (366 amino acids)
Biological process (GO): GDP-mannose metabolic process
Molecular function (GO): GDP-mannose 4,6-dehydratase activity
Source: RefSeq, a predicted model, not a curated record